Molecule: messenger RNA, 372 nt
Organism: Rotaria sp. Silwood1
Lineage: Eukaryota; Metazoa; Rotifera; Eurotatoria; Philodinida; Philodinidae
Source: the annotation of a GenBank genome assembly
AUGGAUUCAGUUUUUCGUACUGAUUCCGAAUAUGAUAAGAUUAUUGCACGAAAACUUAGUUUUUAUGAAGAAAAUGGAGAAAUACGAGUCAAAUUCCAUCUAUUUAGCCCAAAAUUCAGAAAAACAGGCUUUUCUCAACGAAGAAAAGAAAAAAAAGACGCGAUGCGUUCUUUUGUGACUGGUGCUAGUGCAAGAUAUAAAUACAAUGUUAAUCAAAAAGUUAUACAAGCUAGAAUACUUAAUCGUUCAUCAACAUCUAGUGAACGUCAUAAUUAUCUUGAACAAUUAAUUGAACAAGAUAAUGAUAUCAAAGAUAAUAAUGAAGAUAUAUGUCAACAUCAUAUUGUCCAAGGUAUUUUAAAAUUAUUCUAA